CUUUCCUCCCAGUGUGUCUGUGCGUGUGCGAGUGUACGUGAGCGGCGUCGUGUCCCUCUAUCAUGUCUCCGGCGAGGACGCGCGGCUCUAUGUGAAUAACCCGGGGAUCCGGCCGGAUACUCGCAGAGGAGGUGAACGCACCUUGCGUCCAGCAACCAUGGGAGGUCAGAUCACCAGGCACACCAUCUACGAUUCUCUGAACGCACCGUUUCCUACAACAUCCCACCGGUGCCACUACAAGCCGAAGCGCUGCCUGCCUAUACAGCCAUGUGGAGGCUUGUCCUCCACCCCUCUGCUCUUUCACCCCAGCACCAAGGGCUCGCAGAUCAUCAUGGACAUGUCCCAGAGGACGGUCAAGAGACAGGCCAGCUUCUGUAACGCCAUAACGUUCAGCAACAGGCCCAUCGCUGUGUACGAGCAAGUACGACUGAAGAUCACCAAAAAGCAGUGCUGCUGGAGCGGCGCUCUGCGUCUUGGCUUCACGUGCAAAGACCCGUCGCGGAUCAACCCGGACACCUUGCCCAAGUACGCCUGCCCCGACCUGGUCUCCCAGACCGGCUUCUGGGCCAAGGCUCUGCCCGAGGAGCUCUCCAAUGAGGGAAACGUCAUCUCCUUCUGGGUGGACAAGAAGGGUCGUGUGUUUUACCGGAUCAACGACUCCAGCCCCAUGCUGUUCUUCAGCGGCGUGCACGUCUCCGAACCCUUGUGGGCUCUCAUAGACAUCUACGGUCUCACCAGAGGGGUCCAGCUGCUGGACAGUGAGAUGGUCCCGGCGGACUUCCUGCGUCCUCGCUCUUUUGCAGCCACCCACCAGGCCUCGAUUCAGCGAAGCGGCGGCGACCCUCACCUCUCCAUCAGCCUGUGCGACCUGAGCCUGCAGCACCAGGAGAUGCAUCUGGAGGAAGACGAUGAGGAAGAUGACCGGCUGCAGCCCUUGAGCUCCGCCUCGUGCCACGUGCCCCAAAACUCUCAGAACUCGCAGCAGUGCUCGCUGCUGCCCGGCCAUUUGGACACGGAUCUGCACUUCCACUCGGUGCACGGCGUCCAUGCCACCAUGCUGGAUAAGCACACUGUCGGGCGGCUGGAUCACCGGGGGGAUGAGAGGACCCUGGUGUUCACCAGCCGGCCGAUGCGCUGCUCAGAGACUGUGUUUGUGAAGGUGAAAGCCGGCGCCAUGCGGUCCGCUUCUCUGUCUUACGGGGUGACGUCCUGUGACCCGGCCAUCCUGAGGCCCAGCGACCUCCCAUCAAACCCAGAAUCCCUGGUGGACCGCAAGGAAUUCUGGGCCGUGUGUCGGGUGGUGGUGCCGCUCCACAGUGGAGAUAUCCUGGGCUUUGUGGUGAACUCGGACGGGGAGGUCGUGAUGAGCCACAACGGCAUCAGCACAGGGAUGCAGUUGUGUGUAGACAACUCCAGGCCUCUCUGGAUGUUCUACGGUUUGCACGGCACCGUCACACAACUCAGGAUUUUAGGCUCGUCUCUGCACCCGGACCUCCGAGGCCUGUCCGUUCCCAGCUCCCCCUCCUGCACACCCAACACCCCCACAAUGCUUUGCGGCGGCAACUCGGAGCCCAACCUCGACACGCCCUUCAACAACAACCUCAACUCCAAAUACCACGCACUCUUCUCUUCGUCCACAGGUACAAGCCCGAGCUCUCCGUUCUCCAGCCACCCGGAGUCCCCGACCUUCCCGCCCUGCCCGGGCUCGUGGAGCGACGAGUGCACCAUCUGCUACGAGAACGUGGUGGACACGGUGCUCUACGCCUGCGGACACAUGUGUCUCUGCUACGCCUGCGGCCUCAAGCUCAAGAAGAUGGCCAACGCGUGCUGCCCCAUCUGCAGGAGGACGAUCAAAGACAUCAUCAAGACCUACAGGAGCACGUAGGCGUGUGGGGGUGCGUCUCCAGGUCCAGCUCACAGAGAUUGUUCAAAGCCAUGUAAGACUUUGUAAAGACGGACACAGCACAAGUGAAGACCACGGUUAUUUGUACGUGCAAUCUGGCUCAGGUACUUUACAGCAGGACUUUAAACUCCAUCAUUUGGACUCUGUGUGUAUUUUUUGUGUAACGCACAUCAUCAGGAGGCUCAGAGCGGCGGCUUCCUGUGAAGACACUCGCUCACGAGAUUCCCCGGAAACCGACAAAAACUCAGCAGAUCGCACAAUGACCCACUAUUGUCCAGCGACUCUGUGAUUUGUGCGUCUGUGGAGGGAGAAAGCACAAUCUGGAGAGCCAUCUGUCCUCCUGACAGGCACGAUAACCCUUCCUGCUCUUGGCUGCGGCGUCGCUCCACUGCCGGGCCGGUUUACGAAGAAAUAAAAUUGUCCAGAGCUGCGGAAGACAACAAGGAGAGUGCAUCGGCGGUUCCUCCAGCGGCUGCCGCUCUGCCUGCCAGAGAGCAUCGGGUCGCAAAGUGUUGUUUUACAGUGAGAAGUCAAUUCUAAAUGUGAGAGGAAAUCAAGACGAGGUUGUUUUAUCUGAUUUCCAGAGUGAUUCCGGUUACCAGGGACGAAGGGGCAGAAAGAAACAGAGAGAUUUCGUUCGGUGGCAAUUAUUGAAUGAGUAGAAAAACGCCCCCCCCCGCCUGCGAUAAAACACGAUAGAGUGGCUCAACCUAAAGGGUUCAGGAGUCCUUAACUCUGUAGUGUAAUAAGUGUUUUUUUAACAAGCGCCCUUGCUUCUGUGGACUUGUGGAAGGGGGCGAUUGUGCGAAGGGUAAACAAAAAAAAGGAAAAGUGUGAACGUUGUCGCCAUAGAAGGUCACACUUGCGGUGAGAUGAGGACGUAAAUCAGCGGGGGAGCGAGGCGGGAGAGAGGAGGUUGUAAGUUUGGGACGCGGACGGUGGACGGCGGAGGAAGAGGCACCUUCAGCCUCGUCUGCGUAUCGUCUCGGUGCAGAGAAAGAAACUCUCAGGCAAACCAGACGCAUCCCGGGGUUUUGAAUGAGGGCCUUUGAAAACGUGGGACUUCCACCGUCUCCGGCUGGAUUCAAAAGACUCAGUCAUUAUCACGGGAAAAGAAAAAAAUACACUCAGUUUGCCGAAUGUCCCUUCCUUUCUUCGGGAGACGCUCUCCUCUUUCAUUAUGUACAUUAGGGCGUGAAUAUUUUGCUUUCUGAUGAUGUGUCUCGGCGGCAGGGCGAGGAUGUAGCUUGUUAUUGUGAGGCUUUCAUUUGCAUAUCGGCUCCUGAGUGCUGCUCUCUCUCCCGACGACGAGGAAAAACCGAACUCCAAGGACGUUUUCACUCGACUGAUCUCGUGCUCGAAACCGUCGGGGAAGCACGAGCCGACUCGAGAUGUUACCCCCGGCCCUCGCUGAACCGUAACUCUGUCAAGUAGUGAGUGCUAAUUGUUCUAGUGGUUUUUUAACGACUUCAAGGGGUUUAAGCUUUUGUCAAACUCGCCUCUUUAGUGGUGUUGUGCUCGCGUUCGUGUCGCGUGACGCUUUCCUCGUUGUGCCUUGAUAGAGACGUGGGUCAGGAGGUUCCUCGUGGUCACCCGUCUCGCGGCCCGGCUCUGACGCUGACGUGGAACCACAGAACCAAUCGAUACAAAGCUGUCGUGUUUUGACAUUAAGGAAAACAUUUUCCGAGUGCGUAAUAUCAGCGUGUGGAUUUUAUCCGCCGCUCAAGAUGAAACGCUUAAUUACCGCCUCGCCCAUGAUGUCACCACUGUUGCAUAAUACUGGAAUUUUGUUGUGCUUUACAGACCCCCCCCCCUCCCCGUCCCCCCACCACCAGCUUUUACAUUUGCACCUGUUUAUGCUUUUUCUUUCUUUCUGACCAAAUAUGACCUACCAGAAAUACGAUGUUGUGAAAAACUUUUAAUAGAGAAAUGCUAUUGAUGAGUGUUAUAUUUUAGCUGUACAUUAUGAGGUUUAUUUAUUUUGUCCAUGCUACUAUAAAGAUCUGUCACUGUUUGUUUUAUAUGUUUGGCUAUAGUGUCCGGAAAUGUAUGAAUAUUACAUUGUUUUGCAUAGUCAAAGAUUAUAGAAAAACUUUAUUCUCCUAAAAGACUCUGUGCUUGUGUCGGCUGAUUUUCACUUGAAGGAACCGUUUUGACAAUUAUUUGGGAAAUUUGCUCAGAGGGUUAAACGAGAAGAUUAAUACCAGAUACAUACUUGAGUACUUUACUUUAUACUUAUACUUACUGGAACACAUAUACUUUACUACAUUUCAGAAGGAAAUAUAACAAAAAUUCUCGAUUACAGUUAUCUGAGUUACUUUAAGUUAGAUUUUGCACACAAAAUACACCAAAUGAUUAUUAUUUAUGAUAGAGAUAAUGAUAAUAUAAAAAUAUUAUAUAUUUGUUUAUCUGUGUUACAACGGAAAUGCUGUUGACACAUGAAUGCAGUAGUUAUCAGAAUAUUUUCAGUUAUGAUACUUCAAGUAAAGUCAUUUUAUUGAUGAUACUUUUUACCUUAUAGUAAAUUGUUGGAUGUAGAACUUUUCCAUGUCAUUGGGUAUUUGGACAUUGUGUUUAAGCUUUGACUUAAAGAACUUGUUAUAGCCUAGUUGUAUUAAUAGCAUUAUAUGAAAAGACAAUUUGACAUAUGAAAGGUUAUAGUACAACCUCAUAUAUAAUUUCCACAGAGAUAUUCUAGCCCUCUGUGUUAUUGUUUUGUUUCCUCUCACCGCUCUGGAGUUGUUUUCUGGAAAAUAUCCCUGAAAAUCCCUGAAUUUAUUCCUCCAGCAUCAAGCAGAAGACAGACAUGACAGGCUGGUACAGUGGAGCCUUCAGCAGCUAAACAGUAUUGUAUAAACCAGGUAUUUCCCUCUGGGGUAAGUGGAGACCAAAGAAACCUUAAAGAAAUGUUAUAUUGAGACUGGAGAGGUGAUGACAAAACUCUGAAUCAACGAUAAUGUUGCUCCUUUAACUAAUCAGGUUAAAGUGAUAAUUUCUCAGUGUUGUGCUCACAAGCUUUGGCCCAAACCUCAGACCCUUUUUCAAAGCAGCCAAUUUGACUUGAUAUAGUAGAUGAACACAUUAAUGAAGGUUCGGUUUUAUUUGGUUCCUCAUCACAAGCAUGAUUGGCUGAGAAGAUGUCAUAUGAAACAGAUGCACACGCACAGAUUCAUAUUUUACCAUCAAGAUUACGACUGAUAACACUAAGUGUCACAAAAUAAUCAAAUUAUCGUACAUCGUGUAUUAUUGAUCGCACAGGGGUUAAAUUUAUGGUUUAAAUGGGAUUAUUAUCGUACAUCUAGCAACACUGAGGAGUUAACAAUCCACCAACAAGAACCUCCAACUUUUACACUUUUAAUGACGUGAACUUUAGUGAAGGUUAAAAAUAAAUGAGCUACUGCGAUGCUCAUGCUACGCUGAGCUAACCACCCGCUAGUCAAUGCCACUUAGCAGUUAGAACACAAGAGUGGUAUUAAUCCUCUAAUCUAACUCUGCCAGAGAGAGAGUUGAUUUCCCAAAGUGAAUGACACAUUUGAAUGAAUGCAAUUCGCUGAAAUAUGGAACAUUAGGAAGGAGUGAACUGUUUUAAAUUGACAUUUCUAUCAGUUGGUCCAUCUUGAGUUUAUUAACUUUCUAUCUUGACUCUGUGUUGUGGUAAAGAAGCGUGACUCGUUACCCUGUGGUCGUAAUUUUUGUUUAAAAUGUGACCAAUUAUUUACAAUCUUAACAAAACCCAAGCAGAAAGUGAGUGGUCGUGGGCAUUGUGCACUUCGGCCAAGAGAAUCAGCUCGGUACUUUUUGAAUACCUGGACAUGGGACUUCUAUACUAUGUUGAAAAAUCAUUCUAAACGUUGUUUCUGAAUGUAUUAAUUAUGUUCAGUUUGGUAAAUAAAGUUUAAGUCGGA
Platichthys flesus (European flounder) is the source of this 5808-nucleotide messenger RNA. Its product is annotated as E3 ubiquitin-protein ligase NEURL1-like. Gene Ontology annotation, molecular function: ubiquitin protein ligase activity. Gene Ontology annotation, biological process: negative regulation of Notch signaling pathway; nervous system development. The transcript has 6 exons. The record is from RefSeq and is a predicted model, not a curated record. Lineage: Eukaryota; Metazoa; Chordata; Actinopteri; Pleuronectiformes; Pleuronectidae. Bases 158 to 1885 code for a protein of 575 amino acids. Gene Ontology annotation, cellular component: postsynaptic density; plasma membrane.